GCUUAGCCGCCAGGUAGAAAGGGCAAUUCGUUUCGCUCUUAUCCUCCUCGUUUCAUUAUUUCGCCGCCGUCCGCCGUCGACCCGCCGCGCCGCCGCCGUCGAGUCGUGCCGGCGAGGCGAAGGGAAGGGAAGCGGGGAGGGGAGGAGCGGAAGCCAUGGCGACCGCUUCAGUGACUUUCAAGUCCCGGGAGGAUCACCGGAAGCAGCUCGAGCUCGAGGAGGCACGUAAGGCGGGGCUCGCGCCUGCUGAGGUCGACGAGGAUGGGAACGAGAUCAAUCCCCACAUCCCCCAGUACAUGUCCUCGGCACCUUGGUAUCUUAAUGCUGAGAAGCCGAGUUUGAAGCAUCAGCGGAAAUGGAAGUCAGAUCCGAACUACACCAAGGCGUGGUAUGAUAGGGGUACCAAGCUUUUCCAGGCCAAUAAGUACAGGAAAGGUGCUUGUGAGAACUGUGGAGCCAUGACUCAUGACAAGAAGUCAUGCAUGGAGCGGCCUCGAAGUGUGGGUGCUAAAUGGACAAAUGUCGACAUAGCUCCUGACGAGAAAGUCGAGUCUUUUGAGCUGGACUAUGAUGGAAAGCGUGAUCGCUGGAAUGGUUAUGAUCCAUCAACCUACACUCGUGUUAUUGCUGACUAUGAAGCUAGAGAAGAGGCUAGAAAAAAGUAUCUGAAAGAGCAGCAGCUCAAAAAACUUGAGGAGAAGGAUAGUGAGAAGGAUGGUGAGAAUGCAGGAAGUGAAGAUGAUGAAGAAGAUGGCCUCAGGAUAGAUGAGGCCAAAGUUGAUGAGAGUGCCCAGAUGGAUUUUGCUAAGGUAGAGAAGCGUGUGCGCACAACUGGUGGUGGAAGCACCGGUACUGUUAGGAACUUGCGUAUCAGAGAAGACACAGCAAAAUAUCUUCUGAAUCUUGAUGUCAACUCUGCAUAUUAUGAUCCAAAAACACGCUCCAUGAGAGAAGAUCCCUUGCCAGAUGCAGAUCCGAAUGAUAAGUUCUAUGUGGGUGACAACCAAAAUCGACUUAGUGGACAAGCUCUGGAGUUCAAGCAACUAAACAUCCAUGCGUGGGAAGCUUUUGAUAAGGGGCAGGAUAUCCAUAUGCAAGCAGCCCCAUCUCAAGCAGAACUACUGUACAAGAGUUUCAAGGUCAAAAAAGAAAUGUUGAAGUCUGAACACAAGGAUAAAAUUAUGGAGAAGUAUGGAAAUGCUGCGUCAGAAGAUACAAUGCCUCGGGAGUUGCUUCUUGGACAAAGUGAGAGGGAGAUUGAGUAUGACCGUACUGGUCGAAUAAUCAAAGGACAGGAUGUAUCUCUGCCCAAGAGCAAAUACGAAGAGGAUAUCUUCAUUAAUAAUCACACGACUGUGUGGGGUUCAUGGUGGAAAGACCAUCAAUGGGGCUACAAGUGCUGCAAGCAGACUAUCAAAAAUAGUUACUGCACAGGUUUGGCUGGUAUUGAGGCUGCGGAGGCAUCAGCAGACCUGAUGAAGGCCAACAUGGCCCGCAAGGAGGCUGCAGAAGAUGAACCUGUACAACAUGAAGAGAAGCGACUAGCCACUUGGGGAACUGAUGUGCCUCAGGAUCUUGUUCUUGAUAAGAAGCUGCUUGAGGAAUCUCUAAAGAAGGAGAAUGCAAGGAGGAAAGAGGAGAAGGAUGAAAGGAAGAGGAAGUAUAACGUGAAGUGGAAUGACGAGGUUACUGCGGAAGACAUGGAGGCCUACCGGAUGAAGAGGAUUCACCAUGACGAUCCUAUGAGAGAUUUUCUCAGCUAAGCGUGAAAACCUACACUCUGCUGUAUCGUGUAUCACUAGCACCUGCCUUGCAGCAAUGUUGUCGUGUAAUGUAAGCUGGCUAUGCCUUUCCCUAACCAGGGUGGCACUGUAACAUAGAACGUAACCUGGCUGUGCCUUUUUAUAAGCUUCGUGUCAAAAAUGUACGAUACUAUAAUUUCCGAUAUCAGAAUCAUUGUUUCAGUAAUGCAAGUAUCUGUGAUAGUGAUGUGAA
Molecule: messenger RNA, 1995 nt
Organism: Panicum hallii
Lineage: Eukaryota; Viridiplantae; Streptophyta; Magnoliopsida; Poales; Poaceae
Product: pre-mRNA-splicing factor SLU7
Exons: 9
Coding region: 156-1763 (535 amino acids)
Biological process (GO): mRNA splicing, via spliceosome
Cellular component (GO): spliceosomal complex
Molecular function (GO): pre-mRNA 3'-splice site binding
Source: RefSeq, a predicted model, not a curated record